Messenger RNA from Drosophila elegans, 5022 nucleotides. It is a transcript of the gene atk, whose product is annotated as protein artichoke. Gene Ontology annotation, molecular function: protein binding. The coding region runs from base 374 to 4993 and encodes 1539 amino acids. Lineage: Eukaryota; Metazoa; Arthropoda; Insecta; Diptera; Drosophilidae. The record is from RefSeq and is a predicted model, not a curated record. The transcript is spliced from 5 exons.
ACGAAGCGGUUCGUCUUAAAGAAAACGCGGAGUAUUUGCACAAAGUCCAUGCCAAAUGAGUUCCAAGUGUGUUGGUGGUUAAUUGCAUAAAAACGCCUUAAAGAAAAGCAAAAGUGCUUUCGAAAGUGAAGUGAAUUAAAUUAAAAUAAAACCAAAGGGUUUUGGCAAAUAUUGCCAGAUAGAAGUACGAGUUUUGUUAUUUCCACAGCAUAUAAAUAUAUCCAGUGUUAAGUUUACUAUUACUUGGAUUAAACGGAUAAAUAGUGCAACGGAAAGAAGUAACUGUCGGAUUUAUUUGUUAUUGACUAUGUGCCAAGUUGGCCACAACCAACCAAAUCCACCCACUAAACCUAUGAUCUAGCCGAUUAUUAAAAUGUUGCUGCCCAUAUUCCUACUACUCUGUAUUGGCCUCAGUUUGAUCAAAGCCGAAAGUUGUCCCCCGUCGCAGGCUAUUUUACCUUGUCGCUGUUCACUGAGAGGAAAAGAAAUCCAGAUAUGGUGCUCGCACAGCAACCUGCCGCAGAUCAUGGACGGUCUGAAGGCCGUGGAGCGGAACAUUAAGGGGCGGAUCGAUGAGUUGGUGUUGGAGAACAACCAGUUGCCAGCUCUGCCGGGACGCUUUUUCGGCAGCCUGCAGAUUGUGCGCCUGAUGCUGCGCCACAACAGCAUAGAAAGGGUGUCCAACGGGUGGCUGAAUGAGCUGGAGAACGGCCUGGUGGAGAUCUUCGUGGUGGAGCCGCAACUGCGCAGUAUUCCGGCGGAGAGUCUGAACGGGAUGAUCAACAUGCUGGCCAUCACCAUCCAGAGUGACGAACUGAAGCACCUGCCCGACUUCUCGGGCCUUUUGAGUCUCACCUACCUGAGUGUCCAAACGGGGGCUCUGCAGGAGUUACCCUCCCACCUGUUCAGACAUCUUCCCAAGCUGCAGCACAUUCACAUCACCGGUGGUGGUGGACUCACCCGCCUGGAGGCGGGUCUCUUCGAUGGCUUGAUCUCCCUGAAGAACCUGGAUCUAUCGCACAACGGACUCAACUGGAUUCACCUACGUGCCCUGUCCAGAUUACCCAACUUGGUUAGCUUGAAGUUGUCCCACAACCAAAUCAGUGAUGUGGGCAUGGUGGGUCGCAUUGUCAAGGAUCUGGAGCAUCUAAAGAAACUGCGACUGGACCACAACCUCAUCUCUGUGAUCGAAGAUGGCUCCUUUGUCGAUCUGCCCAAUCUUUCAGAGCUUCACUUGAACGAUAACAGGAUUACGGAGCUGCAAUACGGAGCCUUCUUGGGCACUCCACAACUGAAAACCAUCUAUCUGCAGAACAAUCUCAUCCGGCGGAUACAUCCGGAGUCCUUGCUUCAGGCCAGUGGAAGUGGUGUGGAGGCGGUACACAUCUACAACAACGAGAUUGGUCAUGUGGAGGUUCUGAGGGCACUGCUGGAUGCAUUGCCUACGUUGCGAUAUCUGGACAUGAGUGGAAAUGUGCUGAGUGAGCUACCCUAUGGUGCUCUUCGUGGUCACGGCACCCUGGAGCAACUGCAUCUGAAUCACAACCGACUGAGGCUUAUUGAAAGGGAUGCCCUGAUGGCCAUGCCUGCUUUAAGGGAACUGCGGAUGAGAAAUAACAGUCUGUCUGCGGAUUUACCCCUGCCAUUUUGGAAUCUUCCUGGGCUCAAAGGUCUCGAUCUGGCACAGAAUCAGUUUGGACGGGUGGAUUCCCAGUUGCUGGCGGGGCUUCCUUCCUUGAGACGUCUAGAUCUCAGCGAGAAUGGUUUAACCGAUGUGGCGCCCAAUAGUUUUCGCCAUAAUCCCCUUCUCGAAACACUCAAUAUAUCCUCCAAUGAGCUGACCAAAAUCCACUCCUCCACCCUGAUACAUUUGGAGAGGCUCUUCGAAGUGGACGCCAGUUAUAACCAGUUGAAGACAAUGAUCGGAGGAUUGCCUAGGAUUGUGGAGCGCAUCUCGCUGAAGGGUAACCAAAUCACAUCACUACCAGCAGCGGCCAGCAAGGAUCUGCAGUUGCCCAAUUUAAGGAUGCUGGAUCUUAGCCAGAACCGCAUAGAACAGCUGCCCAGACAUGGUUUUCAGGGGGCAUCGGAGCUGAGGGUCUUGAGUCUGGCUCAGAACGAGUUGCGCCAGUUGGAGGAUACCUCGUUCAUUGGAAUUCAACGUCUGGAGUUGCUGCAUUUACAGGAAAAUCAAUUGGGUGAAGCGGAUGAGCGGGCCUUACUACCUCUGGCCGAAUUGAGGAAUCUCAACUUGCAGUCCAAUAAACUGGAGGCCAUCACGGACAACUUCUUCUCGAACAACAGCAGACUUGAGCAGCUGGAUCUCUCUAGGAAUCUCAUACGCAGCAUAUCCCCCACUGCCUUCGAUACCCAGAGGUCCCUCGAGUAUCUGGAUCUUUCGGGCAAUGCCCUGCUAGACAUAUCCGUGGGAUUGGGUAACCUGAAUAACUUGAGGGACAUCGAUCUUAGUUAUAACCAGAUAUCCCGUAUCCAAUCCGAUGUGAUUGGUGGCUGGCGCAAUGUUGUGGAGAUUCGUUUGUCCAACAAUCUCAUCGUAGAACUCCAGCAGGGCACUUUCCGAAAUCUGCCCAAGUUGCAAUAUCUCGAUCUUAGCAGCAAUGAGAUCCGUAACGUGGAACCUGGAGCUCUGAAGGCACUGGACGAACUGCAAGAAUUCGUCCUGGCCGACAACAAGUUGGUGGAGCUGAAGGAUCAUGUCUUUGAGGAGCUACCAAGUCUACUGGCCUCUCACUUUCAGUACAACAAGCUGCGCUACAUCUCGCCGGAGAGCUUCCACAAUGCCAAUUCGCUGGUCUUCCUAAAUCUGUCCAAUAAUCAUUUUAGGAAUAUGGAGAAUAUUGGUCUUCGGAGUAUGCGCAAUCUGGAAGUUUUGGAUCUGUCCACCAAUGGUGUCAAAUUGGUGUCCACGAUGCCGCUGAAGGCGCUAAAUUGGCUGGUGGAACUCAAAAUGGACAACAAUAGAAUAUGUCGUAUUCAGGGUUCUCCAUUUGAGACGAUGCCUCGUUUGAGAGUCCUUUCCAUGCGAAACAACCAACUUAGGAGCAUACAAGAGCGAACUUUCCGAAAUCUACGGGGAAACAUAGCCAUUUUGGAUGUGGAUGGCAAUCCCAUUGACUGCAAUUGCGAGAUGCAGUGGCUUUCAGUGUGGCUGCAGGAGACAAACUUUCCGUACCCGGGACCCAAGUGCCAGGAUGGACGCCUUCUGAGGGCGGCCCGCAUGGAGAGGAGUCUCUGCGUGGGUGCGGACAUCUAUGGAAACGAGCGGACCGAUGGCAAUCAGUUGCCACUGCUCAACGAGCACGGCGAUGUCUUUCAGCGAGAUUUGCCCGAAGAUUUCAACGAUGAGUGCGAGGCGAACGAGGCCACAAGACUGCCUGGAGGAGAUCGACCUCUGGUGGGGGAGAGCGAGUACUUCUACGACCAGUAUGUGGACGCCACCGAGGCACCAGAUACCGCCAACUCCGUGAUCAGUACUUCGCAGCGACCCAAACCCAAUCCCACGCUAAACAGCAAUAUAGAUCUGAACAACACGAUACUCCAUACGAAAUACUUCGAUCGCAGACCGCAGUCGGGAUCUGGAUCACCCUUUACGUUCUUUGGUUAUCCCCUGCCCAGUGUGAGUUUGGGUCGCUUUUUCGGUUUCGGGGAUCGAGGACGAAAACAGCGCACUGAUGGACCCGAUGAUAUGCCCGCCACCCAUCGGAUGGCACACAUUAGCCUGCCAAGUGGUCGUGGGAAAACGAGAAUGUAUCAGCCAAAUAGUGCUGAGUUCGAAAAGUACCUGAAGGAUCAGCAGCAGCAGGAGAAGCAAACUAUAGCCAGGAAUCGUUAUGUGGACACCGAGUCCACCACUUCGUCCGUGGAGGAUGCCCUGAGCAAUGAGAGUGGAAGUGCUGCCACCACAGUGGGUGUCUUUCGCACCACCUUUCGCGAGCCUUCGAGCAUCGAACGCGGUGGUUUCCGUCCCAUCGUUCCAGCCCAUGUGGGUGGUUUCAUGCCUGUACAUGAUCCUCAGCAGCGACGUGGUUUGGUGGAAGCGGUGAAUGUUACAGGAAAACCACCGGAAAAAGUACAGGGCAAAGGUGAGAGGAAGUUCAUUCCCAUUUCUGUUCAAGCACGACCGAAGCCCACCAAGAGUAGUGGUGAAAGUUCGGAGUCAGCCACUUAUGAUGUCACAGAAACCACGCCCGAUGUGACCACCACAACGCCUCUGAUGCAGAGGAUCACUACCAGUACUACUAGGGCAACCACAACGACAACAACAAAGAGUACUCCAGCCAGCAGUAGUACCCAGGUCACAACACCAAAUGAUGCCUCGUCGAGCAGUGAGCAGGAGCCAGAGUCGCAGUAUGAUGACGACGAUCUGGAGGCACAAUCCGUCACCCUGUUAAGACCACCUCCUCUGGGGCAGACCACAACGGCGGAGACGAUCCUAUUGAUUCCUCCGGCUGAAGAGCAUGUGGCACAGAUCAAGAGCCGCUCCUGGGUGACCACCUCCACGACGCCUCAGAGUCCCAGUGACUAUCAAGUAACUCCUGCCCGUCCUACGAGCACAGUGCCACCACCGCCACCUGCUUCUCCUCCAUUACGAGGCGGAGGCCGCUCCACCAUUACCAAGGUAUACACGCCCUAUCAGCAGCAGGUGGCUCAGCCCACGGCCGAGGAGUACCAGCGCACCACGCCCAGUGCGGAUAACGAGGGCGUGGCCAGCGAGCAUCAGCUCAUGGCGAAUGCCCAGAAGCGCACGGAGCUGGAACUUCUUCAGGUGGAUCGACUGGAUCGCAAGGAUGGCAUGGAUUGGUACUAUGAGAGCUUCAAGAAGAAGCGCGACUUCAACGGCGGUGCUGCUGUGCGGAAAACAGUCCACAAGGAGGUGUUCUACGAUGGAAUAGGUGCUUCGUCCAGUUGGAAUCGAUUGCACAAGAAGGAGAUCCUCUUUCUCAGCUUGUUAUUGUUGUGGGGAGCGUGUUAAACAGUUUUAUAAGAUCUUCGAUUUAGGAA